This is a messenger RNA of Aspergillus homomorphus CBS 101889, 1316 nucleotides long. RefSeq lists its product as uncharacterized. The record is from RefSeq and is a predicted model, not a curated record. NCBI's taxonomy places the organism in Eukaryota, Fungi, Ascomycota, Eurotiomycetes, Eurotiales, Aspergillaceae. The transcript is spliced from 3 exons. The coding region runs from base 276 to 1133 and encodes 285 amino acids.
UGGCUGUCGUAUCUAUGUUUCAAUUAUUGUAUUUCCUGCCUGAUUUCGAUGCAAAGGUUUCGAACGCGCCUGCAUCUACCAGGAUCGACCCAAAUAGCUCAGAAGCAGCUAGAAAUCACAGUCUAGGGGUUUUUGGCACACGCCGGUCUAUCAAUCAGUUAUGUACUAACACCGAGUAGUUCGAGCGCGUCUUCGCAAUAGGCAGUUCUUACAGUCCCGGUGGACGGAGAGCAAUAGUCUCUGGCUCUUUGUGGACGGGAUUUCGGACCGAAUUCAUGGGCAUGGUCGCAGAAGAUCACAAUGAUCCCGAAGAAAGUUCUAAUGGCAGCGAUAAAAUCGUGGGUGGAAGUUUAACAGGGAUGGGUACCUUUCAUGCACACCUCAAUGCGAUUCAAAGGGUGGCGAGAGAGAAGAUCGCAAGUGCACUAAUACUAGAGGAAACCGUCGACUGGGAUGUCAAUCUGAAAAUGCAACUGAAGGGGUUUGCAUCAGGGGUCAAGCUAAUGCAGGGAAGCAAUGCGACUGUGGAGUCACCGUAUGGGGAUCGCUGGGAUCUUCUCUGGUUGGGCCAUUGUGGGAUGAAAUGCGCGACCGAUUCCACUAUCCUUCUGACGCCGCAUGACAUAACAGCGGUUCCAAGUCGAUAUCUGGAUUUCUAUCAGAGAGAACCACCAGCAGGAGUCAAGAACCAGAUGCGCUUGGCUUGUCAGGUUGAAGAAGUGGUGGGUAGUUUAGCAUAUGCCAUCACGUUUGAAGGCGCACAGAAGCUCCAUGCUGCUCUUUCGGUGGUAAUUGCAAAAGAAGAAAAUUUGGAUGUGGUGGUCAGUCGGCUUUGUCGGGCUGGAACCUUGAAAUGCUUCUCCAGCUACCCUUCUCUGUUGGGUGGGAGAAAUCCUGGCCACAAACUGGCGCAGAACAACCCGAAAGAUGCCGACUUCAACGAAGAAUGCUCACCCGGAGGUAUCAUGUUUAGCACCCUCACUAACUUGGACCGCCCGUCCAAUGACACAGUCACAGUACGUGCGGCGUAUCACGAUGUAGUGGUCCAAGAAAUCGACCCCGAUCAGUUCGAGAUACCACACGCGAUGUUGAAGUGGCGGGAUGGUCAAGGAGAGCACGAGCUUGCUUUGUGACUCCGACUGAAGAUUGAUCGCCAACAUAACAACAGGGACUUUCGGCCACCAGAAUUGAGGUCGCAAUAUUUUAACUUGGGUCUCCAGAAUCUUGGCAGUUUACAUGUCACUUUCGAAGGGAAAUAGAUUAUGUAUACUUGAUCUUGGACUCUAUCGGUAGACUAUAUAAGACUCUUGUCCCAG